Quercus lobata is the source of this 405-nucleotide messenger RNA. RefSeq names its product egg cell-secreted protein 1.4-like. Gene Ontology annotation, biological process: double fertilization forming a zygote and endosperm. The record is from RefSeq and is a predicted model, not a curated record. Lineage: Eukaryota; Viridiplantae; Streptophyta; Magnoliopsida; Fagales; Fagaceae. The coding region runs from base 1 to 405 and encodes 134 amino acids. The transcript has a single exon.
AUGGCUUUAAAACAUGUGAUUAUCUUAUUGGCCCUUGCUUUAGUCUUAGAGAAUGCAAUAGCAACAAGGAGCCUAGGAGUUAUGCAAGGAUACAACAUAGCAGCAAUGCUUCGAAACUCUGGAGAGCUUGCCAAUUGUUGUAACACACUCAUGUACCUGAAAUCCUGCUCAAAUGAGAUUGUUUCUUUCUUCAUUAACCGUCGAGGCAGUCUUGACCCUUGUUGCUGCCGCGUAAUUGCCACCAUUAGCCAUACUUGUUGGCCAGCCAUCCUUUCUUCCUUUGGAUUCACACCUACACAUGGUGUCGUAUUGCAAAGCCAUUGUCAUGCAGCAUCUGGUUCAACUGCGUCUUCUGCUAGCUCUUUGAUUCUGCACAAUAGCAUCCAACUAUUAGAUGAUGAAUGA